AGGAUUUCCGCCGCUGACUGCCAACCAAAGGUCUUAUAGCAGAGUUCCGCUGUAGGAUCUUUGCUGCCGACUAUACCUAGCCCACAGCCAACAAUGGACCGUUUCCUCGAUCAUCGUUACUUUUUUGCAUGAUUUACAUUCACGGUGUUCUCUCUAUUUCGCUGUAUUUUUCUCUCGUUUUGCCCGCCUCCUCGUCUGUAGAAGGGUCUCGACCCGAAACGUCGCCUAUUCCGCCUCUCCAGAGAUGCUGCCUGUCCCGCCGAGUUAAUCCAGUAUGUUGUGUCUAUAUUCGGUGUAAACCAGCAUUUGCAGUUCCAUUCCUGUACUCACACCGUCGCUUCCUUGGCGCCGCCAACAAUGGCGCUCGGGAGCAACAAGCUCGAGCGCCAACGGCCGGGGCGCGCGGUCAGGCAGUGCACCCGCGCGAGGCCAACGACAUAACUGACGGUCAGGAGAGGGGCGGGUUAUCAUGGGGAAGGUUAGCUGGGGUGGCGUAGUAAAGGUAGUACGUGUAUAAUUUACCGGCGUAUAUUUACAGGUUGCUGUUUCCCAUUGGAUAUAGAAGUAUGAAGAUACUCAAAUAUGGAUAAGGAACAGAUUAAGACAAGUUUUCCCGAAAUCACUAAUGUAACUACUAUUCCUACCAGGUCUAAAGCAGUAAUUAGGCCCCAAACCCAUUCUGCAGUAGUAGCACUAAGGAGGGAAAUUUCUUUAUGGAACGGUAUAUCUCUUAUAGUUGGAGCCAUAAUUGGAUCAGGGAUUUUUGUUUCUCCAGGUGGGGUCCUGGAGCAAAAUGGCUCCUAUGGUCUAUCGCUGCUUACUUGGACUGUUGGGGGUAUUUUUUCAAUGCUUGGAGGCUUGUGCUAUGCUGAAUUGGGUACAACUAUUACAAAAUCUGGUGCAAGCUAUGCAUACAUUUUGGAAGCAUUUGGCAGUUUUGUUGCUUUUCUUAAACUCUGGGCGUCAAUACUUAUUAUUCAGCCCACUGCACAAGCUGUUGUUGCCAUCACUUUUGGCAACUACCUGGUGCAGCCGAUCUUUGUAAACUGCCGUACACCAUAUAUAGCAGAACGACUACUCGCAGCUAUUUGCAUCAGUAUGCUUACUUUUAUAAACUGUUCCAGUGUAAAAUGGGGAACAAGAGUUCAAGAUGUGUUUACGAUUGCCAAAGUUAUCGGCCUCAUCAUCAUUAUUGUUACAGGGCUGGUUAAACUGGGCCAAGGUGAAACUGAUUUUAGUUCCUCAUUCAGUGGUUCAGUGUGGGAUGCUGAUAAGAUCAUCUUGUCCUUUUAUUUUGUACUAUUCUCUUAUUCCGGUUGGGACACCCUUAACUAUGUAACAGAAGAAGUUACAAAUCCUGAAAGGAAUCUUCCACUUGCGAUUUUAAUUUCAUUGCCAGUGGUGAUUAUCUUAUAUAUUCUAACAAUUGUAAGUUAUUACAUAGUGUUAGAACCAAAUACCAUCCUCACCUCUGAUGCUGUGGCAGUGACAUUUGCAGAAGACACACUAGGAAUAAUGAAAUGGAUUGUCCCAAUGUCAGUGUCUCUAUCUUGUUAUAGCAGCCUCAAUGCAUCUAUUAUACUAGCUUCAAGGUUGUACUUUACUGCAGCCCGUGAAGGACAUCUCCCUCAAAUAAUGUCAAUGAUCCAUGUGACACGAUUGACACCAGUACCAGCACUAAUAGUAAAUGGAAUUUUAUCAAUUAUCUACCUAAGUGUACGGGAUGUCUAUAGACUAAUUUACUACUUCAGCUUCAGUUAUUGGUUCUUUAUUGGAUUGGCUGUUAGUGGCCAAAUUUACCUGCGCUGGAAGCAGCCAAAUCGACCCAGGCCUCUGAAGAUCAGCAUGUUUUAUCCAACCCUCUUCUGCGUAUGCAUUUUGGGUUUGAUAGCAGUGCCUGCAUACACCGACACUAUUAAUUCCCUAAUUGGGAUUGGAAUUGGAUUGACAGGAAUCCCAGUCUAUUACUUAUCAAGAUUGGUGUCAAGAGUAUCAUAUCCUGUUUGGGUACAGAGGAUUUCAGGUAAACUUACUAGGUCCUUGCAGCUGCUCUUCUUUUGUACACUGAUGGAUAAAGAUUUUGAAGAGCAUCAUGCGAGAGUUGUUCGCAAACAGAAGAAAUGAAGACCAAUGCUUCCUUCUUUUAAAUACACCUACAAUAGAUGAGGCUCAACGUUAAAGUGAAUGAGUUGAUCACUUAUCAUACUUGUGAAUUUAAACUUUGUCACAUGUUUUACAUGGUGGGUCACAUGGCUAGAAAUUAAUCCUUCACUUUAAGUUUAUUUUAAUUUCUGUAAUCAGUUAAUUUAGCAUUCUAAAAACAAGAAAUCGAAAUUUCAUUAAACCAAAUGUUAAAGUCUGGAAGGCUUCCCUAUUGCAGGGUUAAUGAGAAGGCAGGGAGGAUUGUAAUAAUAGCAAAGUAUUUACUUUUAUUCUACUUGUAGGCCGCAUUGGCUCAUCCUAUCGCUAAUGAAGAAGUGAGUUGUCACUAUGUAGGCGGGAAUGGAACGUAGCGUUCUGUUUCAUUGCUGAUGCUGCAUUUACAGAGUAAAGUAACAAUGUUAUAUGUGAGGCAAUACUGCCUGCAUACGUGCUGGGGCAAGACUGUCACAACAACAAAGUGCUGAAAUAUUUCUAUUUGCCCUUGCAGUCCAAAGGAUUGAUUUGCCACUUGCUAAUCCAGAUGGAUCUUUCCUGGUGAUUGGUAAAAAUACAGCACUUAAAAAAUAAGUCCUUAAUGUGAGAAAUUAAAAAAAAAAUUCUUGUCUUUAAUAAAAUGGUGCUUUAUAAUAAACACAUCAUAAAAUUGGGUUGCCCUUUUAGAUGAAUUGAAUAUGCAUAUUUUAUGUACGGUAAUCUAAUUAGUGUUGGUAGUACAAGCACUCAUUAACAUUUUUUUUAAUCGGUUCCGGAAAAAAAUAUUGGUAAACGUCAGUUACAUAGUUGAGUAUUUUUAGUCUAUUUGCCGUUGUAAAAAUAGUCCACUCAUCCUUGUAGACUAUUUAAUGAUUGUAUGACACAGAAUCUCAAAUUUACUUACCAAACAUGUAAUUCUCCAGUCUGAUUCUUAGUAAAAGAGAGAAUGUACUUUUAUUGGGUUGAAUCAAUUUUUCAGUAAGAAAUUAGAAAUACUUUCCACUGUACAUCAAUUUUAAUACUUUGUGUAUUUAUGUCUGAAAAUUCAUUUUCUUCUGCAACAAAAGUGAAAAUAAAUUCUAAAUUUAUUGCUUUGGUACUCUAGUAAGUACUGAUUUAAACUGUACGGACGCUUCAAAUGCCUCAAGAUUGUUAAAUUGCAUGAUAAGUACUUUCCAAGAUAAUGCUCAUCCCAAAUCUAAAUAUCGAAGAGGAAUCGCCAGAGUAGAUAAUGAGAAAAUGUUUCCUGCAUUCUAUUAGAAUUGUGGAAAAUUCACAUUCAGGUGGAAUUCCAGACCCUUAACACCCUGUGCAUAAAAAACAUUUGUCAUUCCCUCCUCUAACCCUCCUGC
Messenger RNA from Leucoraja erinaceus (little skate), 3488 nucleotides. Its product is annotated as Y+L amino acid transporter 2-like. The coding region runs from base 583 to 2124 and encodes 513 amino acids. The transcript has 10 exons. Gene Ontology annotation, molecular function: L-amino acid transmembrane transporter activity. Gene Ontology annotation, cellular component: membrane. NCBI's taxonomy places the organism in Eukaryota, Metazoa, Chordata, Chondrichthyes, Rajiformes, Rajidae. The record is from RefSeq and is a predicted model, not a curated record. Gene Ontology annotation, biological process: amino acid transmembrane transport.